Messenger RNA from Seminavis robusta, 2609 nucleotides. Lineage: Eukaryota; Bacillariophyta; Bacillariophyceae; Naviculales; Naviculaceae. The record is from the annotation of a GenBank genome assembly.
CGUAAUCCCCUUUAUAGUUAUUUAUUUACCAACGGAAGGAUAGCAACAUACCAACGGAAUGCUCUUCUGUCUUUCCCACAAGGACCCACAAUGCCAGAGCUUUGCCUCUCGAGCACAACCUACAGUACUAGUACCUAGGCUCUGCCCAGUGCCAACAAUCAUUAAUAUAUAUAUAUAAGAUGCCUCGCAAUGCAAAGACCAACAAGUCAAUGAUCAGCGAUGCGGACAAUAUUUCGAAAUACCGAAAGCGGAGAAACAAUGCAGCGUCCUACGUGUCAGUGUUCUUGUACAUGAUCGGCUCCUUUUCGCUAGGUUUCUUCUGGAACCAGUUGACUUCAGCCGUUUUCCAAGCCGAACAAGAGGUGGUGCAUGAAGUGGCAUUGUCGUCCUUUCUCGACAUUCCGUCACCUCACAAAGCUGCCUCUAACAAUCUAUCGGAAGAAAAUAAUAAUGACAAACGCCAACCCCAGCAAACCGACCACAAGGAUUUCAAAUUCAUCAUUUACCAUGAAACACACGAGGCACAAGGCGAAGGAAACCACAUGCAUGGUCUGUUGGCAGCUCAUUUGCUGGGAGACGAAUUCCACCGAGUCGUUUGUGUGUCGAGCAACUACAAACAUUUUCAUGUCGCCUGGAAGGCUAUUGAUCCCACGGCCGUCGAGCAUUGCCCCGAUAUAGUGCAGCGACACAACAAGGAACCGCCAGAUACCAAAAAGGAUCAUACCAUUGAACUUCUCAACUAUCGAAGCACGCCUCCCAAUGAAUGUACCUUGAGGGGACUACUGGAAUCCUCCGCCAGAGUACUGCAUUUGGCCGCCAACACGUAUCCUCGAUGGCCCACCGUGCCCAAACAUAUCAAUUUCUUUACCUUUUAUCAAGCCAAACCAAUACUCCUGGAAAUACUACCCUACAGUCAACCACCACCCAUUGUCAUACAUCUACGAAAACCAGACAUUGAUGGUGGUGAUCGUCGAAAGGGAGUGGAUGAAGCAUCCAUUCGAGCACUGGGAGAACACCUAUUGUCACAACAACCCACUCCCUUUUUGGUCACCAACAAUGUACCAUGGUAUGACAUGGUGGAACAAGAACCCAUGAAAUGGUCUCAUCCAUUUUGGUACGUCGUCAGUCACUCGGCAUUACGGUUUACGUGGGGGGCCAAUUUCAAUAAGAAUAAUGACGAUCCCAAUGGCAACAACAAUAAUAUUCGAAUCUACAAUCCCACCAAUGCCAAGGCUGUUCUGCUGCAACAAAAGUACAAGCAACUGCGACAACAAAUGGGCGUUGACGAAGUUGAAAUACUCCAACUGUGGGCCGAUUGGUACACGCUACUCAAAGCCAAAUCGGUAUAUCACACAUUUAGUGACUUUUCCUUGUCGGCAGUCCACUGGCAAGGCACUUGGUCCCGAACAUUUGAUGGCAUCGACGAAGAAACGGGAAAUCUCAUCUUGUUGGAGGAGAACUGGGUGGUCGAUGGGGCAACACCACGGCUAGUCGAUCGGACCAAAGAAGAUCUCAAUAAUUGCGACCAAGCAAGACGGGGGUACUAGAAAACAAGCAACUACUGCUCUUACUGCUUACUUUGGAACACGGCAUGAUUGAAUGAUAGAUUGAAUCCUCCCUGACGAAAAAAGCCUUGGCAAGAAAGGACCUGGAUCAGCUAUACAUCAAUCUGCAAAGAUCUGAUGUCCUCAAUAUCCACUGCAUAGAAUCCAGUACUAGCUAGUGUCUCUGCCAGGAUGGUUGGAGCGGAGCCUGACCUCUGAAUCUGAAGGACGACAAAUGGGUAACUGCCAAAAAAGCAAAAUCUUCAACGGCUAUGUACCAGACUGGAACAACCAAGGAAGCAGUGAUGAAACUGGCCUUUCAUACUAUUCUGGUGGUCUAUACGAUGUACCAGGUACUAAGUGGCGCAUCUGACAAAGAUCCAGCAUCAAUGAUCACAAAAUCUAUUUGCUCUACCACCGUAGUACUGUUAGAUACUGGCUAGUCUGGUCUACUUACCGUACAAGCUAGCUAGUGAAUCUAAACCAGCCACCAAGUACCACCUGUUCUCUACCAUACUUCUAAUGUCCUUCUUCUUCAUCAAUCUCCAACCUCUCUGUUUCAAUGCUCUCAUCAAGGCCUCCCAAAACUUGCGCCUUGCAGAUUUCCACGCCGUGGCAGUGGUUCUCUAUCUUCCCGAGGAAUCGAGCUGAAUUCUUUUGCGGACAUUUGCACUCGGUGGUAUCCGUUCCACAGCAGCGUGCAUGACUUUCGAUGGCAUGUUCGACCCAUUCGGAGGCAGAACGCUUCAUGCAAAUGGGAUAGGGUGGCAUCGCAGCCGACAAACACUCCGAACUGAAUGCCACAUCUGUGGGGCAUUCGCGUCCAAGGAGACGACGAGGACCAUCGUCAUACGCCAAAACUGCAGUUGCCAGUAGCAGGGCAAAGAGAGAGCGGAUCAUCACCAUGCUGAUUAUCCACAAUGUAUACAAGGUAUGGUACCACGUACAUGUAACAGAAAGAAGAAUGUACUGUAUGGAAGAAUGCAGCAAUGAAGGAAAAGGUAGAGGCACCUGACUCAGCAAGAAGGAUGUGCAUGUAUCUCAGAAACACGGUUACAUGAUGCA